CGAAGAAGAAGCAGGCUAAACAGUAGCUAGCGAGCUAGCGCCAGCAGUUGCUGUUGUAAUGUUGGCGAGUCAAGUCGGGGAGGACUGUCCUGGGACGGCGGUGUCCUGCAAUACUGUUGCCAAAGCAUUUGGAUAAGGCUGGUACUUCAUGAUGCGGCGGGGGGAGCAUGUUUCACGGGCUUUCCAGGCCCCGGUGGACGUCCAUGCCAGUGCAGAUGGCCAGGUUUACAUGUUCAACAGGAGGCCCAAUGAGUCCUCAGAUGACGAGGAGCUCAACGUCAUGGAGAUGAGGCCACGCAUUUACCAGGAGCAGGACAGACUGAGGAACGUUCAGCUGCUGGAGCGGGAUGUGGUAGAUGGCGACAACCUCAACAAGCUCGCACUGCAGUAUGGCUGCAAGGUGGCAGAUAUAAAGCGGGUGAACAAUCUUCUGAAGGAACAGGAUUUAUUUGCACUUAAAUCCAUCAAAAUACCAGUUCAGAAACACAGCUUUUUAACCGAGAGGUACACAGACCUCAGAGACCCUGAAGAAGAAAUGCCGCGUUCAUCCACUACACCAGCGAAGCCUCCGGAUCGAGCCAGAGCCCAGCCACAUCUGCAGGAGGUCACGGACUUUCUAAUGGAGGUGGACCAAGAUAUUGAGAAACUGAUUCAGACUACAAAUGAUCAGGAUGAUGAUCUCUUGGAUAACCCGGAGAAACAGCAGAGGUUUGGUCUCAAAGGACAGCCCCUGAGCAGUCACGGUGCAGACUGGGGCAUCCAGUGGUGGAACGCCGUGGUCGCCAUGCUCCUGAUCGGCAUCGUCCUGCCUUUAUUUUAUGUAAUUUAUUUCAAAACAAAAGAUAGUGAAGUAGUUUCACCAACAAAUGGUAGCAGUGCUUUUAGUCAGUCAUCCACAACCUCUUCAAACUCCUCAGAAACAAGUACAAGUUGACCUGAGCGGUGUCAAGAACCAGGAUAGUACAGAGUCAGAUCAUUUUUAAGACUGUGGGGGUAGAUGGGUUCAGAAGUAGGUGACAAUCAAGAUAAAGCCAAAUCUUUUAACAUUUUACCUCGUGCAACACCAGCAUGUAUCAGUGAAUUUUACCUUUUAAUUUAUACGAUAACUGUGACACUUGAGGCAGAUACUUCAGUGAUUGUCUUGAAGUGAGGGCGGCACACUGAUCUGAUUUUUGUGACAAUGUAGGACACCAGCAAUUCAUCAGACAGCCAUCAUAGAGUUCUGUUUCCUGAAAUAUCACUCUUGAUACCAUUGAUCCUUUGGCUUUAAAACUUUAAAAAUUAUUGUUCUUCAGGUGCUUUAAAUCUGAGGUUUGGUGCUGCAGGAAUGAGUCCUAAAAGGAUUUUAGCACUUGGAGUUCCCUCGUCUGAAAGUUAAUGGGUUUUUGGUUAGAUGAUUGAAACAAUAUGUGGUUAACAGAAGCCUAAGAGACUUUUACAUUUAUUAAUUUGUCAGUAAAUAAUCCACUUGCGAGUUUCGCAGCUUUUACAAAAGCUGGUUGCCAACAAGUGGCUAAAUGAGACUACAGAACAUCAUCGCUGUUAAGACGGAUGUUAAGGCCAUGUGACCGUGGUGUAGUUUGUUUAUAGCAGAUUUCAUUUACCCUUCAAAAAUCAUGAAAGUGGAGUUCAUCUGUGCCUCUUACUGAACAUAUUGUGUAAGUAUCAUAAACCUUUGUUUGCCACAGAGCUUAUUUUCAGCAAUAAUCCAAAAUCAACCAAAAAAAAAAUCUCAUUGGAUUUUGUCAAGGGAACAAGGGCGAUGUUAACUUCAAGGCUGCCCUACAAAUAAACAUCAUUCCUGCAGCACAGAAAAUACUUUGUCUGGGAUAAAAACAUCUGUUGUGUGGUCUUUAUCAAAGGGCUGGGCACAAAAUCAAAUAUCAUGGUAGUCCUGAACAAAUACCUCUAUCGAUAUUUUGACUAUUGUAGGGUUGACUAUUGGUGCUUUAACAAAGAUAUUACACAAUGAGAUCUUUGAUAAAUAGUAGUAAGUAUGUGGAUAUAGUGACUAAGUGGGUAAAGGCAAAUAAAAGAACAAUCUGGUAAGGCCAUGAAAUCACAUUACGUUACUGAAAUGCAGCUUUUAAAAUCAGGAGAAUACAGCACUUGCAAUAUCCAAAAUCUAAGACGAUAUCUAGUCUCACAUCAUGGUAACUAUAAUAUAUCAAUCAAAUGCUCAGCCUUGCUUUGUCACCAUCAGUGCCUGUUGUCAGUAUCAACACAUCAAGUGUCACCAUAUCAGUGCCACAUUUGGGGUAAUCUUGAUAUCUGUCCCACUACAGUAAUAUAUUCAUAAACUUUAGCCUUACAAUGACAAACUGGGAGAAAACUGCGUGAGGUUUAGCUGUGUUUAACAUGGGUUUGAGCAUUAAUGGUGUGCCUUGUUUGACUUAACUUAUCUGUGGCUGUGUCCUCGUGCCUCCUCUCUGGGUCUGAAUACAGUGCCAAACUUGUAAAUUAUAUUUACUUGGUGCAAUAUACUUUAUCUAUUUAGCCUGAGUGUGUUCAUUUGACACUUUGCAAUCUUUAAACUGUGAGGUUUUGCAUUUUUAAAAUGACAUUUAGUCCCCUGACUUAACUAUGGGAUAUUAAAAUGCGCCUUAAACCUUUGUCAGGUUUACACAGUGCUCCACACUCAAUCUUAACAUUGUUUGAUAGGUAUUUAAGUCCACCAUGAGCAGGUGGUGAAGUUACACGGCUUGUCCAAAGCACUUUUUAAAAUCUAAGUAUUUUAAUUAUUUAAUAAAACUGGAAAAGUUAUUCUGUUGUCUAUUUAAAAAAAAAAAAUUAAGUCAAUUUAUAUAAACGUUUUUAUUCAUCUUCAUAUUUGACAACAAACUUUGUAGCAUGAAAGUGUCUCUAAAAUAUUCUGACAGUUUGGGACCUGUGAUUUUUCUCAUCUUCAUUGUCUUAUACUUGUGGAUUGAGGUUAUACACAAACACAAUGUGCUGGGAUAAUUGACGCUUAUCAUACUGUGUACAUUUGCUCAUUUAUGGUGUUGAAAGAAAAAAUGCAUCUGGAUGGAGACUCGCCUGCACAUGCACAUCUUUUUUCCUCCUCGACUGCCUGGCAGACUUUUUACACAUAAAUCAUUGGCGGAAAAUGAUUUUUAAGCUUCAGUUAUAAUAAAGCAUUUGUUCAAGC
This is a messenger RNA of Epinephelus fuscoguttatus (brown-marbled grouper), 3148 nucleotides long. RefSeq names its product LysM, putative peptidoglycan-binding, domain containing 4 (gene lysmd4). Lineage: Eukaryota; Metazoa; Chordata; Actinopteri; Perciformes; Serranidae. The coding region runs from base 149 to 934 and encodes 261 amino acids. The transcript has 3 exons. The record is from RefSeq and is a predicted model, not a curated record.